AUGUCGAGAUCUCAAAAACUGAAGAUGAUUCUUCAAAAGAGUCGGGUGAACCAAAAUCAUGCACGCAUACAUCAACUAGACAACAAAGAAGCAAGCCACAGCCUUUCCAGAAACAACUCCAAAGAGGUUGCAAAUGGAGCUCAGUCAUUGGCUGCAGAAGAUCUAAAAGAUGUAAUGGCGUUUGGAGGCGGGUUUGUGAUAGUUAGCCAAAUGAGCAAUCAGUGGGAAAAAGCAGAGCUCAGCCUAAAUAGGCCAAGAAAAAUCUCAACUUUUUCCACUGAAAAAAAAACCCAUAGCCAAGCACAAAACCGUACUAUGAUGCCAUCAUCAAUGGCCACCAGCAGAAAACCUGCCGAUAUUUACAGAGCUACCAACAAGAAACUGUUCAAGCUCUCCCCUUUUGGCAUUUCAGCCCUAAAAUUUGAACCCAUAAUCGCUUGA
Molecule: messenger RNA, 441 nt
Organism: Striga asiatica
Lineage: Eukaryota; Viridiplantae; Streptophyta; Magnoliopsida; Lamiales; Orobanchaceae
Source: the annotation of a GenBank genome assembly